AGGAUGCUGGGAUUGCAGUUCAGAGACGUAUAUAUACCCAGCAUAGCGGCCAGCUCAGAUCACAACGCUCGGCCAGUGAGCGUUGAUAAAGGGGAGAAACGGGCUUGUCCACCAUGCAGGGAAAAUUUCUCGCCGUCGUCUUCGGCGUCCUGUGCUCUGCCUUUGCAGCCAGAGCUGCUGCAUUUCUGCAGGGAUCAGGGCUCGGUAGUUUCGGGUUAGGUGGAGGCUACGGUGGCCUGGGAGGCUAUGGUGGCCUGGGAGGUUACGGUGGCCUGGGAGGCUACGGUGCACUGGGAGGUUACGGUGCACUGGGAGGUUACGGCGGCCUUGGAGGCUACGGUGGUCUCGGAGGCUACAGCGGUCUCGGAGGCUACAGUGGUCUAGGAGGCUUGUAUUCACUUGGAGGUCUCUCGGGUCUCGGCGGUGUCUCGGGACUGGGAGGCCUUUCUGGUCUAGGAGGUCUUUCGGGUCUUUACGGAGGAGGCUAUCAGGGUCUCUCUGGACUCUAUGGAAGCUCCCUUGGUUUGACGGGCCUUAGCGGAGGCGUCCGAAGACUUGGGGGCCUGUACGGCCUUGGCGGUUACAGUGGCUUGGGAGGACUUUCCAGCUGGAAUGUUGGGUACCCAGGAUCACAGUGGGGUCUUCGUAGCCUAGGUCUAUCAGGCUCGCUCGGGGGAUAUCCUGGUCUUGGUGGACUGUCAGGAUUGUACGGUGGUUACUCACGUCUCGGAGGCCUUUCUGGACUGACUGGAGGCUACUCCGGACUGCUCAAUGGCGGUUACUUGGGUGGCUCCACGGGGCUUCUCGGGUUCUCUAGCCCAUCUGUAUACUCAUAUGGUAGCUCACUGGGCUCCUUAGGCUACCCUGGUUCCUUGGGAGGUCUUUCGGGAGGAAUUAGAGGGCUACGAGUGGUAGGUAGCUAUCCUGGAGUGUCUGGAAGCUACGGGAACUCUCUCGGUUUGUCAGGCCUCUACGGAGGUUACUCAGGCCUUGGAGGUUUGUCCGGAAUCUUGGGAGGUUACUCUGGCUUGACAGGUCUCUCGACUUCCUAUGGUGGAUAUCCAGGAGUCUUGGGUGGACUUGGUGGUCUCGGAGGAUCGGCAGGACUCUACGGUCGAGGAUUCGGACUCUCUGGUUCGCUCAUGGGUUAUCCUAGCCUUAGUGGACUGUCAGGAUUGUACGGCGGUUACUCACGUCUCGGAGGCCUUUCUGGACUGACUGGACGCUACUCCGGACUGCUCAAUGGCGGUUACUUGGGUGGCUCCACGGGCCUUCUCGGGUUCUCUAGCCCAUCUGUAUACUCAUAUGGUAGCUCACUCGGCUCCUUAGGCUACCCAGGUUCCUUGGGAGGUCUAUCCGGAGGACUUAGAGGGCUACGAGUUGUCGGUAGCUAUCCUGGAGUGUCUGGAAGCUACGGGAACUCUCUCGGUCUGUCAGGCCUCUCCGGAGGUUACUCAGGUCUUGGAGGUGUGUCCGGCCUCUUGGGAGGCUACUCUGGCUUGACAGGCCUCUCGACUUCCUAUGGUGGAUACCCAGGAGUUCUGGGUGGACUCUAUGGCCGUUAUCCCGGAUACUCUAGUUUACUAGGAAGCUCCUCCGGCCUGACGGGUCUCUCGGGCCUAUCAGGGCUUCUUGGAGGAUACUCUGGCUACUCCGGCCUUUCCGGCCUUUCCGGUCUUUCCGGCAUGUUCGGAGGCUACCCGCGCUCCUUCGGCCUCUCUGGGCUAUAUGGUAGCGGGCUUGGUAGCUCAUUUGGAUAUGGUUCGCUUGGAGGUCUUGGAUCUUACGGCAGCUCCUUUGGAUACCCUGGCUUGUCUGCUCUCCCCGUCUCUUCUGGAGCCGGCUCGAUGGGGGUCCAGAGCAUAGUGGCUUAAGAAGCUACGCAUUUGCAAGAUAGGUUCUUCCGACCACCUCCUCACAUUCAAACUCAAGAAUUCCCUACAAAACUAAACAAGGCCUUCGGAAGUGUACCGACGCCUGGGAAACCGUAACAAGGCAUCAACGCCUGCUAAGAUCCAAAAUAAACUGUUUGUGAUGAGAA
Messenger RNA from Dermacentor silvarum, 2041 nucleotides. RefSeq lists its product as uncharacterized. Lineage: Eukaryota; Metazoa; Arthropoda; Arachnida; Ixodida; Ixodidae. The coding region runs from base 114 to 1874 and encodes 586 amino acids. The record is from RefSeq and is a predicted model, not a curated record. The transcript is spliced from 5 exons.